GAAUUAGAGAGUCCCAAAUACUAUAGAGCAAGAGACUCACUCUGCGAGUUUUUUUCUGUGCUGAGACAUCAACUUUGAGACAGACCUUUUUACCCUGCCUUCCAAGGAUUAAAUUAAUACUGUGAGAGGAUUCAUUUGAGCACGUUCUGUUUUUCAACGGUGAGGUUCCCCGAAAGGAAGUUCAAGAUGCCCCGUCCCUCGCGCGCUUCGUCUGCAGGCAAGAUGAGAAUGAAGAAGAUUCUUCCAAUGGCAACGACUCUGGCAAAAGGCUUUGAGCCUGUGCAUGGCACUGGAGCACGUCAUUGUGUCAAGCCUUGGCCUGUCUCUCCCCACACUGAGAAGUUCAAUCGAUUGGUUCUCCCUCUUGAAUGUCCAGAUAAGCAGUUUGUGCUGUUUGUGGGCGACUCGCAUCUGCGUGCGUUGGCUGACGGUUACGUGAAGAUGCCAGACGGUUGCCUUUCUUUUGGGUUUCUGUCUACGCCUGGGGCGUCUGCCGCUGAGCUUCGCACUGAGUUGUUGAACGCAGACAUCGGUAGAACCCCAGACAUUGUAUGCUUGUUGGCCCCAAGCAACAAUCUUACGGCGACGCCCAGCAUAGAAACCGCUGGAGUUGCCUUCAACGGACUUCUGAGAGCUGCCUGCAGUCGAUGGCCUAAGGUGUUUGUGCUCGAUUUCCCACCCCGGCUGGCCAGUGAAUUGGCGCCGCAACAAUUCCUUAGAGAGGAAUUUCGUCGCGUUGCAGCAAAGAAUGGUGUAAAUUACUGCCUCACAGCUGACCGCUUUCCGCUGGAUUCACGUGCCUUGUGGAGUCAUGAUGGGAUCCACCUGAGUGAUGAUCUGGGGAUGCAGGUUCUCGCGAAGUUGCUGUGGCAUUUCUCUUAUCGGCAGCUAGAGGCAGCUUCACCUCUGCCUGUUACACCUCCGCCUGUGGUUCCUCCCAGGUCACCCCCAACAGUGAGAUCAUUGACUACCACCGUGGUUGUGAAGGGAGAAGUUUCACGUCCACGUCCUCUUGACCCCUUCAAGGAAACUGUUGUCGGACGUCACGGCAAGCGCAGCCAACCUGAGAACUGGGAUGCGCCUGAGGACUGGGAUCAGUCUUGCAUGAGGAUCCUUUCUCAUGAGGUUUGUGUACCACCCGUGGUCCUGCAGGAAUACCCUGUCGUGCUAAACCCUAUCCUGUUUAGCACUGACACGUUGGCUGCAAUAGAUCGCAUUGUUCCUUCCAACCUUGACAGCCCUAUGUAUGCUACCAUGGCGAAUCACACAAAGAAACGGAAGGUGGCACAUGGAACCACAGCUGUUGAGGCAUUUAAAACUCCAGCAACGAUUGCGGAACCUUCAAAGCUGCUACCUCCUCGACCUGUUCUAGAAGCUGCUGUACCAGCCACUCUCGAGGGCAGAGUUUUUGUGCAUUCAAGCAACUUUUCUCAACUGGAGGGGGAUGACAAGUCUCUGUGUGUUGAUGAGUGGCCGUUUCUUCAAACAGAGGUUUGUGAGAAGCUGAAGGUGAACCAGCCAACUGCUCAGGUUGUCUCUAGACAGAGGCAACAAGAGGAGCCAGCAGCUUGGGGGCCAAAAGUUGUGAAGGCCCAGGCUGAUAAACCAACAGCCAAUGAGACCAGCUUCUUGGGAUGUUCAACCAGGAUGACACACAUUGAGGACCAUGAGCAGGAUGAACCAGCACCUGAGGUCACUGCGAACAGUCAGCAGCAGAGCCCGCCUGAGGUCAAUUGCCAGCUUGAAGAUCCUCAUGCAACACGUGGCAAUCAGAAGGCACCCUGUGAUGUUGCUCCUGCCAGAGCUGCUACAUCAAGUCAUGUGACUUAUGAGAACCCUGGGUGUCUUAAAGGAUCGUUUGAUCAGAGCAGCCACAUAUUUGGGGACACUGACAGUGACUCGGAUCUCUGUGUACUUUCUGUAACAGAUAGAAAUUCCCUUGCAGUAAACACGUCUUUUUCCCUUGAAACUGAGCAGCCUGUAGCAAACACUUCCAAAUGUGACACAACUGUAAACAUUGACAGUGAUCUUCCAAUUCACACAGAUGGUGCAUCAGAUGUCUGUUUAAUUUCUGUAACAGAUAGCCCCAAUAUAAUAUUUAAUGGAUUGACAUUAAGGGAAAAAAACAGGAUCUGCAACAAACUGAAUAUCGUACCAAGUUUAGAUCAAAAUAUUGUUGCACAAACCUUCGAUAUGGGACAGCCUGAACCAUGCAAAACAACACCCAUUGAAGGUGACGGUAAUUGUUUCUUUCGUUCUCUUUCGUCUGUUAUUAGUGGUUGCGAGUCACAUCACAAGGCCUUUAGAAAGGCUGUAGUGAAUCACAUCUCAAAUAAUCCACUUCAUUACAUUACUGAAUUUGCUUCUGUGGAGCAAUAUCUCAGGGACUCAAAAAUGAAAUAUGUUGGAUCUUGGGCAACGGUGUUGGAAAUACAAGCUUCUGCAGAUUUGCUCUGUGUUGAUAUUUGCACAUACAGUCAACAGAAAUGGAUUACGUUUACGUCAAACAUUGAGCCGAUUUUAAGAAAAGCUAUAUAUCUGAAACACUUCAAUGAACGCCAUUAUGAACCAAUUGCAUGUGUCAAAGAAAAAACCUCUCUUACAUGCUUUAGUUUAACUAGCUUCUGUGAAAUGUCACACAAAAUGUCCAAUGCAGACCUUGUUUCACCACGCAAAAAAUGUAGUGAUAAAGUAAAAAAUCUAAGAAAAAGGAAAAGAUAUGCUGAAGACACAGAAUAUAGGCAAUUUAAAAAGCUAAAAGCACAACUAAGAUAUUAUUGGGAUGAACAGUAUCAAGCAAAACAGAAAGCUAGCAGUAUCGAAAAAUAUGCUAAUAAUGAAGCGUUCAGAGAACAAGUAAAAAAGAGCAGUAUUGAAAAAUAUGCUAAAAUGAAGCGUUCAAAGAACAAGUAAUAAACAGCAGUAUCGAAAAAUAUGUAAAUAAUCCUGCCCAUCGUAACCAGGUGAAACAAAGAAUUGUAAUCAAAUACAGAGAAGACCCUGUCAUGGUCCGUGUCGUGUUGUGGUGUGUUUCCUUCCUGUGUUGAUUACUGCUCCCUCCCCUAAUGUGUCUCAGCUGUUCCUCGUUGCGUUUGCUACUUAAGCCCUUGUCUUUCCUUUGUUCCUCGUGCUGUCAUUGUGGUUAGUUCGUCCUGCGUGUUCUCUGUUGUCACCUGUGUUCCCUUGCCCCUUGCCACUUGCCCCUUGCCUUAGCCUUUUGGCAGAAACCGUCUGCAUCUGGGUCCUACCUGCCUGCCUGCACCGCUAACCGUAACAGAAUGACAGCACCACCAUUGGACCCAGCGGACGCUAAAUUUUUCCGUGAAUUGGAGGAUUUGUUAGUUUCAAUAAUCAAAGCUAUGGAUGGCUGGGAGAACAUUCACAGCAGGAAGGAGCAGGAGGCUCUGAUGGGGCGUACGUGCAGGGCUGCUGCGUCAAGGCCCGUAUUGGGGGACGUCUUACCCGAGUGGGCAGUCGAGCUGCUCAACCCCACAACCUUUUGGCCGGAGAGCUACAUGCCACUGCCACCGGCCUAAGCCUCCACGCUCCCGCUACCAGCCACUGCCCCGGUCCCCAGCUACCAGCCUCUGCCCCCGGUUCCCCGCUACCAACCUCUGCCCCUGGUCCCCAGCUACCAGCCUCUGUCCCUGGUCCUCAGCUACCAGCCUC
Gadus morhua (Atlantic cod) is the source of this 3669-nucleotide messenger RNA. RefSeq lists its product as uncharacterized. NCBI's taxonomy places the organism in Eukaryota, Metazoa, Chordata, Actinopteri, Gadiformes, Gadidae. Gene Ontology annotation, biological process: protein deubiquitination. The record is from RefSeq and is a predicted model, not a curated record. Gene Ontology annotation, molecular function: cysteine-type deubiquitinase activity. The transcript is spliced from 16 exons. Bases 187 to 2913 code for a protein of 908 amino acids.